Molecule: messenger RNA, 6688 nt
Organism: Lepisosteus oculatus (spotted gar)
Lineage: Eukaryota; Metazoa; Chordata; Actinopteri; Semionotiformes; Lepisosteidae
Gene: popdc1
Product: popeye domain cAMP effector 1
Biological process (GO): striated muscle cell differentiation; skeletal muscle tissue development; regulation of membrane potential
Cellular component (GO): sarcolemma
Molecular function (GO): cAMP binding
Source: RefSeq, a predicted model, not a curated record
AAGUGAGGAUGAGACGCCAAAGUCUGUGGUUACAUUUUAGGACCGGGGAUUAUUCAUUGCGUUUUCAUUUAAGAACUUGAAGCCUCUAGGAUCCUCUCAAACGUGUUGUUGGCUUUUGAAGAUAAUGCAGUUUAAACUUACUUGUCACAUUCAUAAACCUUUUCAAUCAAGUUCUUUUUAAGCGUCCAGUUAUUCAAUGGAGCAAGUGUAUUUGGAGGACGAUAACUCAACUUUGUGGAGCACGGUGAUAGAUGGUCUCCCUUUCUGCAUUGACUGGAAGGAUGAUGUGGAAGGUGCCGUCUGCCAUCUCGCCAAUAUUUUCUUAGUUUUGGGUUUCAUGGGAGGAAGCGGGUUCUAUGGGCUUCUUUACUUGUUUUUCUUUGUGGCACUUGGUUUUCUCUGCUCGUCGAUUUGGGCAUGGUUAGAUGCGUGUGCAGCAGAUACUUUUUCGUGGAAUUUCAGCCUUUUUGUGAUCUGUCUGCUUCAAAUCGUCCACGUAGCAUAUCGUCUCCGGAGUGUCACCUUUGAUAAAGACUUACAAGAUCUUUAUGGUUUUAUGUUCAAAAAACUGGGGGUGUCCCUUACCGCUUAUGGGAAGAUAGUUUCUUGCUCCGAAGGACAGAUCCACACUAUCGAAAAAGACCAUUGCUAUGCAAUGGAAGGCAAAACGGCAAUUGAGAAACUUUCCAUUCUUUUGUCUGGAAGAAUCCAGGUAACGGUUAACGGUGAGUUUUUACACUAUAUUUACCCCUACCAGUUCCUUGAUUCACCAGAAUGGGAUUCUCUCAGGCCAUCAGAAGAGGGGAUGUUUCAGGUUACACUGACAGCCGACACUCAUUGUCGAUAUGUAGGCUGGAGGCGUAAAAAACUUUAUUUACUGUUUGCAAAGAACCGUUAUAUCGCCAAAGUGUUCUCCCUCCUGGUCAGGAAUGACAUAGCAGAUAAACUCUACUCACUCAGCGACAAGGCCUAUGACAGCAAUGGAUUUCGAUAUGAUCUCAGAUUACCCAAUUUCUGUCACGUGGUUGUCCCGGAUUUAGAAAAUGGCGGAAGUGCAGAGCAAAAUGUGACCUCUUGUGAAGACUGGAAAGAAGUCCACCACUUUGUGUUCCACAUGGCUAAUCUCUGUUUUGCUGUCGGCCUUAUUAUCCCAACUACGUUCAACCUGCAUAUGAUAUUUUUGCGCACCAUGCUGAUAAUAGGAUGUGCACUUUUUAUUGCCUGGGCAACCCUGUACAGAUGUGCCUUGGAUAUCAUGAUUUGGAAUUCUGUGUUCCUUGUUAUGAAUUUCAUGCAUUUCCUGUACCUCUUAUACAAAAGAAGACCUAUUAAAAUUGACAGGGAGCUGAAGUCUGUCUACAAAAGAAUGUUCGAGCCCCUUCAUGUACGUGAGGAUAUGUUCCAGAGGUUGACCGGUCAGUUUUGUACCAUCCAGUCUCUGAAGAAGGGACAGGCAUAUGCUGCUGAGGAUAAGACAUCUGUUGAUGACAGGCUGAGCAUCCUGCUCAAGGGAAAAAUGAAGGUAUCGUAUCGUGGGCAUUUUCUUCAUAAUAUUUACACCAAUGCCUUCAUUGACUCUCCAGAGUUCAGGUCAACCCAGAUGAACAGAGGCGAAAAAUUUCAGGUAACUAUUACUGCUGAGGAAAAUUGCAAGUUCUUGUGCUGGUCAAGAGAACGCUUGACAUAUUUCCUGGAAUCUGAACCUUUCUUAAAUGAAGUGUUUCGAUAUCUCAUUGGGAAAGAUAUUACAAAUAAGCUGUACUCACUGAAUGAUCCCACGCUGAAUGAUAAGACAGCUAAAAAAAUUGACCGCCAACCAAGCCUGUGCUCCCAGCUGUCCAUGAUGCAGAUGAGGAACAGCAUGGCCAGCACAAGUGAAACUGAUGAUGUGUUAAACCAGUUCCUUCGCGGCUCAACAGCAUCUUCGCUUCACAAGUCCCCUCACACAAGGCCUGGAAAAAUGAAUCCAAUUGAAGAAGCUAUUGAAGAUGAUGUCUUUGAGCCUGCUACUCCAGUCAGACGCUCACCCCCAAGACAUGGCAAUGAGACCUCUGCUGAAGAGGUUUAGUAGGUGUAAAUCAGAAAUUCAGCUGAUGUUAACCUUAUGGAAGUUUACUGUGGUAUUUAGUUCUAUUUUCAGUUAACUAUUUUCCAAAGGUUUAUUAUGCCUUUACUUCCCAUUUAUCUUGCUUUGGUGUUGUUUUCUUUGGUUAUCAAGCUUUUGCGUUCUAGGUUUUGGCAUACUUUCAGCAGGAUUUAAACUGGCUUUAAUAAACUUCACUUUUUUAUUGUGAUACACCACUGUAAACUUUUAUUAAGGAUUUGUGUUGUACAUUUUCUCCUAUCAUAAAGGUCUAGGUCUUUGUUAUCACAUCUAAAAAAUGGAUGCAAUUUUUGAGUGACAUAUACAGCAAUGUGUAAAACUGAAUAAUCCCAAUAUUAAAGUUUAGUGUAUGUAUGAUAGAUACCCACUUUUAUAUCUAGAUCUAGAUCCAGAUAUGUAUGGCAGAGUUCCCCUAUAGCUAUUCAGUCAAUUGCUGAGUGAUUGAAUAGCAGAUGGAAAACUCUGAAUGAGGAAUUCUUAAAUACACUUAGAAAAUAAUUGAUAAAAGUUAAAUAAAAAGUAUUACAAAAUAUUUUAAAAAAUCACAUAGCACUCUUUGACAGGUAGUUUGUAAUAAAAAAAACCCUGAUCUCAGAGGAGAACAGUAUUACUCAGGCCUAAUCAAUAGUGCCAAAGUUUGGAUCACAGUGGUAUUCAUGGGAAUUACCAAUUUCUUUACUAUGAGCUAGAUAAAUACAUUUAUUUUUUAAUAGAGAAGAAAAUUAAAAUGUAAUUUCCAUCAUAUUGCACUAUAUAUACUGAAUGAAUUAAUUUAUAUUUGUUCUUUAUUUUUUCAGUAAUAAAACUGCAGCAUUUACUCUAAUGGUUAUAUGAAAAAGAAAUUAUAUGACAAGCAAGUCAAAAAUAUAUCAUGAGAUCUUACAAAAUCCUUGUUUAUGUGUAUGUUUACAAAUACACAAACACAUACAUACAGUACUGAUGUUUUGGAGAUUGUAUAAUUAUAUUACCGUACUUUCCUCCUUAGAAAACAUGUAAUGCUGUAGUCUACAGUAAGUUCAACAGCCAUAGACUGGUGUGAUUCUAGUUUCACAGAUCAUAACAUAGAAUUACAAAUUGUCCAACAAUUUUCUCAGACUACAAAAGCUAUUCUUGACUUUUUUGUUUAAAGCCUUCAAAUAAUUGUUCUAAGUCUGGAAUUUUUCUGAAAUUCACUGAAAAAAGGAGGCGUAAAGUUUCAGGCCUCUUUGAGAAUAUAGUAUACUAUAUAUUGUGUUGGGUGAAAAUGUGUGUCUGUGUAUCUCAGAUAUUAAUAAUACCAUUUUUUGUAUCUUUUCAAAUAAUAUUUUUACCUAUUUGGCUUCCAAAUGAACCUACAUGUACAAGCACCUACAUGUACAGUAUGUGGGCGAUUUACAUCAACUGUGCAAAACGUACUGUAAAUAAUGGGGAAGAGUCCUGCUUCUAAAAAUAGUAAAUUAGCUCAGCUUGCAUCUUGUGCUGUAUAGAUUUUAUAAUGUUUCUAAAGCAACCACCUCAGAUAAUGUGGGAUACAUAUGAUUACCAUAAUAGCCUCAUUAUGUCAUAAAAGUACACUCAAACAGUAUACUAAAAUAACACAUGUGAAUUAUUUGACCUCAAGUUCACAUUUCUAUUAACACCCUUUCUUAGUUACUGAAGUGAAAACAAAUUCAAACGCAGCAAAAGCUUCUACUGGAGUUAUUAGGAAAACCUGAAGGAUCACAUUGUUUGCAUUUUUUGUCCUCAAAUCAGUUUUUAAUAUUCAAACCAUCAUAAAUAAAUAUGACCUUACUGGUUUGAGAGUGAACAUUGUGACAAAUACAAUGCUGUCAGUGAACACCAGGUGUAAAAUGUGCAAUUUAGACACUGUAAAGACAAAAUAAAAAUAAGACUAAAAGCCAAACAACUUAAAAGAACUUACUAAAAAUACAGAAAUCAUUUUUUUUUCUACGUAAGGUUUACAGUCUGCAUACAACUGGCUUAGUUUAAAUUAUUGCUUUUGUAAUAACAAUUUUGGACCCCUUAGCGCACAAGGUGUUUUUCAGAGAUACAGGACCACACAAUUCUCCAGUUGGCAUGGAACCCAUUAAUUAUGUAUAAGGGAAUGUACUGUAUGUAGUAAUGAUUAGGUGGCUACAUUUGAAUACUUCUUAUGUAGAAGAAAUGGAAAAACAGCAUUACAAAUAUUUUGCUAUUUAUGAAGCAUUGUAAUGGACUAAUAAGACAACAACUUUGUUAACAGGAAAGUACAUUUAUCAGUCUGAAUUUUUGCACUCAAUAAGAAUUAAGAAGAUAGAAAAGAAGAUUAAUUUAAUUAGGUCUGAGGAUGUCAUCAUCUGUCCCGCAGGAUGGUGACAUUUUAAUAGACGAAAUUAGUUUUUUUGUUCUUGACCUAUUUUUUUGGAAUAGGCAAAAGCCAAUGGUGGAGAAUAAACAAAAUUAGAACUGGGUAAAAGGUGCCUUAUUGAUUACAUAGUCCCUUGCAAAAGUAUACUGACUUGUCUCAAGUCCUGUUUUAUAAAAUUUAAAAUGACGCAAAACACACAUAUUGUAUUCAAAAACUCAAACUGAAGACUUCUAUGUAUAAGAAAAUUUGCAAACUAAAGAAAAGAAAGUGAAACCUUAGUAUUCAGACCCAUAAACUCAAUAUUUGAUGGAUGCAACUUUGGCAGCAGUUAUAGGCACAUGUGUUUUCGCUAUAUGGCUACCAACAUUGGACACUGGCUUUUUGCUAGAUUUGCUCAGGCUCUCUCAAGUUGCUUGGGGAUCGAUUAUAGACAGGAGUUUCUUUCCAAAGAUUCUCAAUAGGAUUUAAGUCAGGACUUUGACUGGGCCACUCAGGGACGUUCACUUUCCUAUUAGCAAGCCACUCCAGUGUACAGUAGCUUGGCUUUGUGCUUCAUUAUCCCACUGAAGUUUUGUCCCAGUUUUAGGUCUGAAGCAGGUUCUCCUCUAAGAUUUGCUAGUAUUUUGCUCAAUCUAUGUUCCCAUCAUUCUCGAUAAACCAGAACAUCAGUAUAAUCCUGCUUGACAAUAGGGAUGGUUCUCACUCAAUGAUGCCCUGUCUAGGGUAUGUCAGAUUUAACUUUGCAUUUAGAAGUUUUCAGUGUUAUCUUUUCUGUACACAGGACAUUUUGCCAAAUACUUGCAGCAUCAGUUAGGUGUUUUGUUGUAAUUCUGCGCAGGAUUUGACAUGUUAUUUUUACACGACUAUACAAACCCUGUUGCGGAGGGUUUGGGGUAUUUCUGACCCUUGGACAUUUUCUCUCAUCUCUGCCUAUGAACUCUGUAACUCUUUCAAAGUUGCUGUUGGCCUCAAAGUGGCAAUCCUAACCAGUGUCCUCUUCCCAACUGCUUCAUUUGGAGUGACAGCCUGAUCUAGGCAGUGUCUGGGUGCCUUCCACUUUAAAAUGUUCUAAAUCGCCAAGCUCAUAGAGGCAUUAAGAGUCUCAUUAUCCCUGAGCUGUUUUGACAGAUUCUCUGUCUUCAUGGUUAAAUCUUUGUUUGAAAUUCACCACUUUACAUAGAUAGUAAUUUUGUACAACAUAAUUAAUUUAGGUUUGCCAGAGGAAAUGGUUUACAUACAGCACUUAUGCAAUUAGCAUUUUUCUUUUAUAUUGUCUACAGUGUUUACUUAAUUUUACAUUUGUUUGCUUUGAAUGUGUGGACUAUGUUGUGUAUAUAUACAUCCAUCAAAUUUCUAACCAUUUUAUCCAGUACAUGGUCAUGGAGGGGCCAGAGCUUAUCCCAUCAAGCAAAGGGUGCACAGGGCAGACACAGAAACAAACACAGACACACAUUCACACCAAGGCCAAUUUUCCCUGAAGCCAAUUAACCUCCCAGUAUGUCUUUGGACUGUGGGAUGAAACCUAUAUGAAUGAGAGUAUAACACACAAACUCUGGUUGUGUACAGUAUAUAACAAAUACUGAUUUCUUCUUCAAAGUGUCAUGUCCACAAGCUGCAAGGGUCUGAAUACUUUUUCAAGGUUCAAAUUUAAAUGUGAAUUGAAAAAGAAUAAACUCUUUGUAAAUCAUACUUCCAUUGAAUAUAUUUUUUCUCUGAAAGUUAAAUACAUUAAUAUUACAUAAUAUGGUAACACUUUAAAGAUUAUUCCUAGUUUGAUUUAUAAUAUUAAAAUUGCAGUAAUGGAUGCUAGGAUCAAAACCUAGCAAUUAACUUUAAAAUACCCUUAUUUUGUUUUACUCUUUGCUGUGUGUACUGUAUUUAUGUGUGACAGUGGUAUUAAUUAAAAUCCUAAAAUGAAAAUAUGCCAUAAUAUUGUAGAAUUAGACUUCUUUCAUUUUAAUGUUCUAUGUUAAUUUUUGUUACUGCUACCAUCAAAUAAAAGGAUGAGGACAUAAGGCAUUGUAGAUGGAAAAUUCCACAAAAUUACCAUUCAUUAUAUGGUCAAGGUUUGAUGUAAAUUGCAGCCAAAUAGACCAAAAACAAAAAGAUUGAGAAAAAGUGAUGGUUUUAUGGUUUUACACUUUAUGUUACUUGUAUACCAUUUUUUUCACUAGAAACACAAAUGAAAAGUUAAACUGUUAUAUUGAUGAAAAUGUGCACUGUAAAACACUGUUUUUAAUAAAACAAGUCAAAUUGAA